This is a messenger RNA of Tupaia belangeri chinensis (Chinese tree shrew), 3308 nucleotides long. Its product is annotated as zinc finger protein 709-like. NCBI's taxonomy places the organism in Eukaryota, Metazoa, Chordata, Mammalia, Scandentia, Tupaiidae. The record is from RefSeq and is a predicted model, not a curated record. Gene Ontology annotation, biological process: regulation of DNA-templated transcription.
UGGGCGUGUGGCUCUCUCCUGACCCGUGUGGUGACUCCGUGUUCGCUGCUGCUCGGCGCCUCUGAGGCGUGCACAGACCGUGGGAGGGAACCGUAGGAGGGACGCGGGGCCACCCUGGACGCUGGGAAAUGGACUCAGUGGUCUUUGAGGAUGUGGUUGUGAACUUUACCAAGGAAGAAUGGGCUUUGCUGGAUCCUUCACAGAAGAAACUCUACAGAGAUGUGAUGUGGGAAACCAUCAAGAACCUGGAGUAUAUUGGGAGAAAAUUGGGAGACCAGAAUAUUGAAGACCAGUAUCAAAAUACCUGGAAAAAUCAAAGAAGUUAUGUGAUAGAAAGACUAUAUGAAAGAAAACAAAGAAGCCCAUGUGGAGAACCCAUCAGUCAUAUUACAGCUAACUACCUAGAUGAGCAACUUCCUACUGCACUUAAACCAUGUGAAAGCAGUGAGUGUGGAGAAGACUUGGUUCACUCAUCUCUUAAUAGGCCUAUCAGAGGUCACAGAGGACAGAAACCUUAUGACUGUAAGGAAUACCUAAAAAAACCACAUAACCAUCAGCAAAAUGUAAAAACCUUCAUUUCCAAUGACACUGUGGAAGGAGUCAUGAGAUCACAAAGUUUAGUUGGAUCUUAUAAAUCUGAGAUAUGUUGUAAAACUUUUGAUGAUCCCAAUUUAUUUGGAUUACAUGAAAAAACACACAAUAGAGAGAAACCCUAUGAGUGUCUCCCAGGUGCAGAAGGCUUUACUUCUUUCAGUUCUGUUCAAAACCAUGAAAGAACUCACACGGGAGAGAAACUGUACAAGUGCAAUGUAUGUGGAAAAGCCUAUGCUGAUCUUAGUUCUGAUCCAAAGGAUGAAAAUACUAACACUGGAAAGAAACACUAUGAGUGUCUCCAAUGUGGGAAAGGCUUUAUUUCUCCUAGUUCUACUGGAAACUAUGAAAGAACUAACACUGGAAAGAAACCCUAUGAAUGUAAACAAUGUGGGAAAGCCUUUAAUUGUCCCAGUUCUCUUCAAAGACAUGAAAGAAUUCACAUUGGAGUGAAACCCUACGAAUGUAAGGAAUGUGGGAACACUUUUAAAUGUCCCAGUUUUGUUCGAAGACAUGAAAGAAUUCACACAGGAGAAAAGCCCUAUGAGUGUAAAGAAUGUGGGAAAGCCUUUAGUUAUUCCGGUUCUCUUCGACAACAUGAAAGAAUUCACACUGGAGUGAAACCCUAUGAAUGUAAGGAAUGUGGAAAAGCCUUUAGUUGUCCCAGUUCCUUUCGUAUUCACGAAAGAAUACACACAGGAGAGAAACCCUAUGAGUGUAAAGAAUGUGGGAAAGUCUUUAGUUGUCCAUGUUCCUUUCGAAUUCAUAAAAGAACUCACACAGGAGAGAAACCCUAUGAAUGUAAGGAAUGUGGGAAAGCCUUUCGUUGUUCUGGUGCUCUUCGAAAACAUGAAAGAAUUCACACUGGAGUGAAACCCUAUGCUUGUAAGGAGUGUGGGAAAGCCUUCAGUUGUCCCAGUUCCUUUCGUAUUCAUGAAAGAAGUCAUACAGGAGAGAAACCCUAUGAAUGUAAAGAAUGUGGAAAAGCCUUUAGUUGUCCACGUUCCUUUCGUAUUCAUGAAAGAAGUCAUACUGGAGAGAGACCCUAUGAAUGUAAGGAAUGUGGGAAAGCCUUUAGUUGUUGUAGUUCCUUUAGAAGACAUGAAAGAACACACAGAGAGAAACCCUAUGAAUGUAAGGAAUGUGGGAAAGCCUUUAGCUGUCCCAGUUCCUUUCGUAUUCAUGAAAGAACUCACACAGGAGAGAAACCCUAUGAAUGUACGGAAUGUGGGAAAGCAUUUAGUUACUGUAGUUCCUUUCGAAGACAUGAAAGAAUGCACAGAGGAGAGAAACCCCAUGAACGAAAGAAAUGUGGGAAAGUCUUUAUUUCUAGUACUUUUCGUCUCCAUAAAAGGGCUCACAAUGGAGAGAAACCAUAUGAAUAUAAGGAAUGUGGGAAAACCCUUAAAUGUCCCAGUUCUGUUCAGACACCUGAAAGAAUUAACAGAAUGAAACCAUAUGAAUGUAAAGAAUGUGGGAAAGAUUUUGACUGUCUUAGUUCCUUUCAUCUCCAUAUAAAAUGUCACGCAGGAGUGAUCUAUGCAUGUAAAGAAUGUGGGAAAGCCUUUAGUUUUUCCAUUUCCUUUCAUGUUCAUGAAAGAACUCAUGGAGAGAAACACUAUAAAUGUAAGGAAUGGGGGAAAUCAUUUAGUUGUCCUAGUUCUGUUCAAAGACAUGAAAGAACUCACACAGGAGAGGAAUCAUAUAAUUGUAAGAAAUGUGGGGAACUUUAGUCAAUCCAAUUGUCUUCAUUUCUAUUAAAGGAUUCACACAGGAGAAAAAUAGUAAUGUAAGCAGUAUGAAAGAGCCUUCUCUCAUUCAUCGUUCUUAGGGAAAUAUGAAAAAAGGCUCCAAUGCUAUCAAUGUAAGUAAUGUGUCAAAGCCACCUCUCAUUCUACUUUCUUUCAUAAUUAUGGAAAAACUUACACUGGAGAGAAACCCAUUAAUGUAAGCAGUGUGGGAAAACCUCUCAACCUGGUCACAGUGAAAGACUUGUACAAACAGUGGAGAGGAAUUGUCCUAGUGUGGAAAAUGUGGAAAAAGCCUUCUCAAUGGAUAGUUUUCAAAAACAUCAUAAAUGCUUACAGGAGAGACACCAAAGAAAUAUAUGCAAUGUGAGAAAGUCUUUCUACUUGAACAAGCUCAAAUAAAUGGAAAAACUCACACAAGAGAGAAAGCCUGUGAAUGUAAGCAAUGUGGGAAAGCCUCUUUUCAAAGGUAUAAAAGAAUUUAGAGGAGAAAAAAAACAUAGAUGAAUGAAACAUGGGAAAAUAUUCCCUUAUGUCUCAGAUUUUCGGACACAUGGUAAAGCUCAUGGGGGAUGGGUUGUGUAAAUGUUACAUACGGGAGAAAGCCUUAGUUUUGUUCAAAUCAUGAAAGAACUCACACUGGAGAGAACCCAUGUUAAUAUGUAUGCUACAGGUAAGCUUUUAGUUUUCUAUGGUUCUUUUAAGUAUAUGAGAGUAUGUAUACUGGAGGAAACUUGUAUCUGUGUUAAGUAAUGAGGAAAGUCUUCAGAUUGUCCAUGUACUUUCAAGUACAUGAAUUAAAGAGCUAUUGGUGAUAAAGCUUGAAGAUGGAAAAGCUUUCACUAUCACAAACUUUCUAGCAUGCAAGACAACAUAUACUGAAAAGAGCUCUUAUUAUUCUAAAGAUUAUUUUAUUUAACUUUAUUUAUUUACUUAUUUGAAUUUGACCAGAGAGGGACACAGAGAGAG